CCAGGCCCGUCCAACACACCCAGUUAUAUCAAGCAGUCUCUCAGGAGUGGAAAGCUUAAUUGUCAAGCCAUGGACAGCCGUCGGGACAAGAAGAUCUCGCGCUCAAUCAUCUUCGCCAUCCAACAAGACGACACGUCCGAGAAGCGACUCAGACUAUGGCGCCCUCUCAAGACCUUCUUCGCGCUCUACGGCCUGCUGUUGAUCAGACUGCGUCCCGAGUUGUUCAAAAGGCUCCGGAACCAGACAUGGCAUCUGCCAGACGAGGAAUACAGGAGCAGCUUCGGGUACAAGGACUCCCUCGUGUCAAAAGGCGACAUGGGCUAUUCGGGCUCGACAUUCUUCAACACGAAAGAUAACCGAUUCCUCAUCAAGUCCAUCCCCCGCCGCUUAGAGCACACCUUCUUCCGCGACGACCUGCUGGAGCCCUACGUGUCACACAUGGAGUCCCACCCCAGGUCGCUCCUCGUCCGCAUCACCGACUUCCUGGGGUGGCGCUACCCGAGCAUCGGCGGCCUGUUUGGGAUUACACCGACCUACCAUCUCGUGAUGGAGAACCUGCUGCACGGCCAGCAGGAAGAUUCCGACUGGCAGACCUUCGACCUGAAGCCCAUGUCGUACUUCUUCCCGGAGCGCGACAUCGCCGGCGGCAAGCUCGCCUCGGAGGCCACCAAGUCCAAACUGGCCAACCACUUCGACGACAAGAUGCUCCUCAGCCGCGAGCGGGCGGAGGAAUUCUUCCACCUCCUCGAGCAAGACACGGAGCUCCUGGCGAGGCACAACGCCGUCGACUACAGCCUGAUGCUGGUGCGGAUCCCCAAGAGCUCCUCCUCUCCCGCAGACGACGACCACCAGAACCCCUUCGACGACCCGCCGGACUGGCGGACCGGGGUGCCCAGCCAGGACGACAAGUGGCUGUUCCGCGCGGUGAUCCUGGAUUUCUUCUGGGCCAAGCACAAGGUCCACGCCAAGACGAUGACCAUGCUCAUCAACGCGUGGAGGAUGAUCGAUGACAAGGGCCCCAUGAGCAUCACCACCGCGGCGCCCGAGUACCGCGACAGGUUCUUGAAGAUGUGCAGAGAGAUCGUCAAGGUGCCGGAGCAGGAGCAGGAGUAGAAGUUUUGUUAUCGUCGUUGUCCUUUCUUAGCAAGCGAGCCGGGAUUUUAUUUCUAAUUGUUGUCCAGCCGGGGUAUGUAUGGUGUCUAGGGAGAAAGACCG
Messenger RNA from Cladophialophora immunda, 1215 nucleotides. RefSeq lists its product as uncharacterized. The transcript is spliced from 2 exons. Gene Ontology annotation, biological process: phosphatidylinositol metabolic process. The coding region runs from base 70 to 1113 and encodes 347 amino acids. The record is from RefSeq and is a predicted model, not a curated record. Gene Ontology annotation, molecular function: phosphatidylinositol kinase activity. NCBI's taxonomy places the organism in Eukaryota, Fungi, Ascomycota, Eurotiomycetes, Chaetothyriales, Herpotrichiellaceae.